AUGGGGACAGACAGGCCAGGCGCCCCCCCAGCCAGCCAGCCAGGCCUCCAGCUCCAGCAGCAGCCAGCCAGUCAGUCAUUCCGUCCUGGAGAGAAGCCCCUGAUGCUGGAGACCACUAAAGCUCCCCUGCUGGGUCUGGAGCAUAACAGCCUGACAUGGGGGGGGACAAACUUUUGGCACCAGGGCCUGCUGGGAGCGAACUGGGAGCAGAAUGGGAGCCCCGCUGGACACCAGUGGACACGAGUCUUGAUAACUCAGGUUCCGGACAGUGACGAGCAGUUUGUUCCUGAUUUCCAUUCUGAGAACUCGGUGGCAUUUCACAGCCCUCCGGUCACCAUCAAGAAGGAGCCGCAGAGCCCGGGCUCCGACCCCAGCCAGUCCUGCAGCCACAAGCAGAGCUUCAGCUACCCCAAUGGAGAGCAGUGCCUUUAUGCCAGUGCCUAUGAGCAGAAGAGGGCUGCAGCCGGGGCCAAGAGCUCCUGCCCGGGGACCCCCAUGUCCCCCAUGCAGCAGCACUACUCCCCGAAACCUGCCACAGCCGGGCGGCCGGACGCCGGCUACAUGAACCCGGCCGCCGCCUCGCAGCCUCUACCCAGCAACAGCUACCCCAUCAGCGCCAGCUCCAGGUUUCAGGGGCCCUCAGGAGAGCCCAUGUGCCCCCAGUUCCCCCAACCAGGGCAGGCCUUCCAGCGCAUGAGCUCUGCACCAUCAGGACAUGGCGGUGCAGGAGCUGGUGUAGGCGGGGGUGGAGGGCCGGGUGGUGGAGGCGGAGGCGGUGGCGGUGGGGGGGGCUACCACCGGCAGCACUCCGACCCCUGCAUGCCCUACCUGCAGCAGAGCUUUAAGCAGGAGUACGUGGACCCGCUGUACGAGCGAGCGGCUCACAUGGCCGGGCACGGCCACGGAUCUCACCCCCACCCCCACCCCCAGCACCACCAACACCCACAUCCACACAGGUUCCCCCCCGCCCACAUGAUCGUCAAGCAGGAGCCCACAGACUACACCUACGAGCCUGAUGUGCCUGGAUGUCCCUCCAUGUACCACCACAACGAGGGCUACACAAACCCCCAGCACAGCAAUGAAGGCUACCUGUUUGAGAACGACUCCCGUGUGGUUCCAGAGAAGUUCGAAGGUGAGGUGAAGCAGGAGGGCGGAGGUGUUUUCCGUGAGGGCACGCCUUACCAGCGCCGCGGCUCCUUGCAGCUCUGGCAGUUCCUGGUGGCCCUGCUGGACGACCCGGGUAACUCCCACUUCAUCGCCUGGACCGGCCGCGGCAUGGAGUUCAAACUCAUCGAACCCGAAGAGGUCGCCCGGCUGUGGGGCAUGCAGAAGAACCGUCCGGCCAUGAACUACGACAAGCUCAGUCGCUCUCUGCGCUAUUACUACGAGAAGGGAAUCAUGCAGAAGGUGGCGGGCGAGCGCUAUGUUUACAAGUUUGUGUGCGAGCCCGAGGCGCUCAUCUCUCUGGCCUUCCCCGACAAUCAGCGGCCCAGCCUGAAGGCCGAGUUCGAGCGCUACGUCAACGAGGAGGACACGGUGCCGCUGUCCCACCUGGACGAGGCGGUGCCCUACACCCCGGACCAACCCCCCCAAAACAUGGGCGCCCAGCCCUACUCCAAAGGCUACAUGUACUAAAGCCAGCCACCUCUCCUUUGCCCCCCCCCCCGCCUUCAAAAAUCUUCCUGUUGUACCGACCCAUCAUCAUACACGCCCCCGACACCCCCAUGCACCUCUUGCACAUGCCCACCCCACCCACUUGUAUAUAAGGCUAUGGUGUUUUUGUUUUUAAAUUAAUCUCAUUAGGGAUUUAUUUUGUUUUGUUUUUGUUUUUAAAGAGCUGCAUUCCUCUCACAUCUGAGGCCUAUUCAAUCCAUAAACAUGACUGUGGUCGAAGAGAUUGCUUAAUAAAUACCCAUGAUAAUAUCCAA
Molecule: messenger RNA, 1928 nt
Organism: Pleuronectes platessa (European plaice)
Lineage: Eukaryota; Metazoa; Chordata; Actinopteri; Pleuronectiformes; Pleuronectidae
Gene: etv4
Product: ETS variant transcription factor 4
Exons: 11
Coding region: 1-1635 (544 amino acids)
Biological process (GO): regulation of transcription by RNA polymerase II; cell differentiation
Cellular component (GO): nucleus
Molecular function (GO): sequence-specific DNA binding; DNA-binding transcription factor activity, RNA polymerase II-specific
Source: RefSeq, a predicted model, not a curated record